This is a messenger RNA of Glarea lozoyensis ATCC 20868, 2004 nucleotides long. RefSeq names its product Subtilisin-like protein. Gene Ontology annotation, biological process: proteolysis. The transcript has 8 exons. Bases 1 to 2004 code for a protein of 667 amino acids. Lineage: Eukaryota; Fungi; Ascomycota; Leotiomycetes; Helotiales; Helotiaceae. The record is from RefSeq and is a predicted model, not a curated record. Gene Ontology annotation, molecular function: tripeptidyl-peptidase activity; serine-type endopeptidase activity.
AUGUUGUUUCCCCUUACCUUCGUCCUGGCCAGCGCCGGUCUCCUUGGAGAAGUUCUCGGCAGUCCUCUUGCCCCUGGAUUGAGGAAGCGAGUGCCUCCCGUCGGACACAAGCUCCAUGAACGGCAUCUACCCGAUUUGUCCAAAUCAUGGGUCAAAAAGUCCAAAGUUCACGAAAGUCAGGUCUUGCCAAUGAGAAUUGGCUUGAAGCAAAGGAAUUUGCAGGCUGGCCAUGACAAACUUAUGGAAUUGUCAACUCCUGGAAGCGGCAGCUAUGGAAAGCACAUGACGCCUGAAGAAGUCAUUGACUUUUUUGCACCCCAUGAGGACAGUACCGAUGCUGUUUUGCAAUGGCUCCAACAGGCAGGAAUUUCUGGAGAGAGAGUUGCUGUUUCUGUCAAUAAGCAGUGGGUUCAAUUCGAUGCCACAGCUGCAGAGGCCGAAGAGUUGCUCGUGGCAGAUUUCUUCGUCUGGCAACACACCUCUGGCAAGCAUGACAUUUCUACCGAGGAAUAUCACGUUCCAGCACAUAUCCAAGAGCACAUCGACUACGUGACUCCUGGCUCAAGACUACGACAGAGGAACUUGAAGAUGGAUUCUGUCAACAAACGGUCAACCGCAGAACGGCCACAGCCUUUUAUCACCCAGUUGCCAGCGUUUCCUCACCCAAAUUCUGGUACCUGCGAUAAAUACGUCACAGCUGAGUGUACAAGAGCACAAUACAAUAUCCCAAACACCACGACAGCUGCACCCGGGAACGAGCUGGGUAUCUUCGAGUCGAUUGAUGUUCACUACAGCAGACAUGAUCUCGAUAUCUUCUUCAGCACACUUUACCCCAACAUUCCUAACGGUACCUACCCAAUUGAGCGAUUAGUUGAUGGUGCCAUCGGUGCAGUCGAGGAUUCGCCAACGCCAGUGCCAAUUGAUCUCGAAGCUCCAUUGGACUUUGAUUCAUCUUGGCCACUCAUCUACCCCCAAAAGGUUGUCCUUUUCCAAGAGGAUGACGAAUACUAUGAGUCCCAUGGAAACUACAACGGUUUCUGGAACACUUUCCUCGAUGCAAUUGACGGAAGUUACUGCACGUACAGCGCUUUUGGUGAGACAGGCGACUGCACAAAACCAGAAUGUCUUGACCCACAAUACCCCGACCCAAACCCAGGUGGGUACAAGGGUCAACUCCAAUGCGGUGUCUACAAGCCCACCAACGUUAUUUCCAUCUCAUAUGGAGACGGCGAGGCAUACCUUCCAGACUACUACAUGAAGCGUCAAUGCAACGAGUGGAUGAAGCUCGCACUUCAGGGUGUCACCACUGUCAUGUCAUCAGGUGACUCCGGUGUCGGUGGUGCUACCUGCAACGGCGACUCCGGCAAAAUCUUCGAGGUUGACUUUGCAAGCUCCUGCCCAUAUGUCCUUUCCGUAGGCAGCACCGAGUGGGAUCGCUUUGACAGCACAAUCGCUCCAGUCCCAGGAGAGAAGCUGAAUGAGGUCGCCACCAAGCGAUUCCCCAGCGGUGGUGGUUUCUCAAAUGUGUUCGGUAUCCCAAGCUACCAACGUACUGCCGUUGACGCUUACUUUGAUCAAGUCGAGAAGAAGCUCGGUUUCGAUGGGUACCAUCAUUAUGUCGUCGAUGGUAACUUCUCUAGCGUCACGGGUGGUAUCUACCAUCAUGGUGGACGAGCCUAUCCGGACGUCGGAGCUGUAGGAGAUCGCCAAUUGGUCUACUCUGACCCAUCUUGGUGGUUGGUCGGAGGAACAUCUCUCUCUGCACCAGUAUGGGGCGCUGUCCUGACGCUUGUCAAUGAGAAGCGUAUUGCUGCUGGCAAGAGUACUGUUGGGUUUAUUCAUCCUGUCUUGUACGCACACCCAGAAGCCUUCAACGAUAUCACCGUCGGUAGCAACCCUGGUUGUGGCUCGCCCGGUUUCAUUGCCGCGAAGGGUUGGGAUCCAGUCACUGGACUUGGGUCUCCAAACUUCCCAAAGCUUCUAGAAGUCUUGAUGGCAAUCUAG